UCCUUCGCGCAGUUCUCUGUCUGUUCCUUCCCGAAAGCCAAUCUGCUUACACAUAAUCAGAGGUCAGUUCAAUGUGUUGGAGGCUUCAGAUUGAUCCAAGCGUGGCUGCCAGAGGGUUUUGUAGCUAAUUCUUUGUACUGGUGAUUGGAGUACUUUUGACAUCUGACCAAGAAACCCAUGAAUGUCGUCUACGUGCUAGAUUUAAAAUGCACGUAAGUUAACAGAUGCUGUUGUCUGUUUUUAUGGAAACCAGUUAGCGCAUUGGGUACAAUGGAUUGUGUUGGAAGAUAUAUGGCUUAUAUUUAGAUUUGGGUAGGAGAUGGUAGAGAGUGGUUUAGACACGGAAAAGGUUGAGAAUUCGGGCGCCAAAUUCACUCAGAGUGGAAGCCAAGCAUCAGGUCUUCACAGAGAUCCCUCAUUCUCUCGCUGGUUCGAUGAAGAUGGGAGAGUGCAAGUUGAUUUAGGAAAUACGGAUGCCACGGUAGAAGAAGACCCUAACUUUGAAUUGCCUCUGCCCCAAGAGGGAGAGCUAGAAAACAAGGGUUUAGAUAUGGACAGGGACCGUAGUAAUAUAUCUCCGAGGGGAAGUAAACGCGUGCACAGUGGUGAUACCUUUGUUAGUGCUUCUGUCCAGCUAGAUGGAAAUGAUGAUGAAAAGUUAUUGCCUUUUGACAUUGAGAAGGGAUCUGCAAGGGAGCUACAGGACAGAGAUCACUCUACUUCUAAGGAUGACCACAAGGCAUUAUCCUCCAAUUCAAAGUUUCCCAUUUCUGCUACAAGUGUACUGAAAACAUUGUUCUUCGUACUAGUAUGGUACAUUUGCAGCCUAUUUUUGACAUUGUAUAACAAAAGUCUGUUGGGAGAUAAUCUGGGAAAAUUCCCCGCUCCCUUAUUGAUGAAUACUGUUCAUUUUACAAUGCAAGCUAUUUUAUCGAAGGGAAUCACAUGGUACUGGUCUCAUAGGUUCAAAACCAGUGUUACUAUGUCAUGGAAAGAUUAUUUUGCUAAAGUUGUACCAACGGCUCUUGGAACAGCAAUGGAUGUUAAUCUAAGCAAUGCAUCCCUUGUUUUUAUAUCUGUCACAUUUGCCACAAUGUGUAAAUCUGCUGCUCCUAUAUUUCUCCUUCUAUUUGCCUUCGCUUUCAGGUUGGAGUCUCCAAGCUAUAAACUUUCGGGAAUCAUAUUGGUUAUAUCCAUUGGAAUACUAUUAACAGUUGCGAAGGAGACUGAAUUUGAUUUCUGGGGUUUCAUUUUUGUCAUGCUUGCUGCUGUUAUGUCCGGUUUCCGAUGGUGUAUGACUCAAAUUCUUCUUCAGAAAGAAUCAUAUGGUUUGAAAAAUCCACUUACUUUGAUGAGCUAUGUGACUCCGGUUAUGGCAGUGGUGACUGCGCUGCUCUCUUUUAUUUUUGAUCCAUGGGAUGAACUUAGAAGAAACAAUUACUUCAAUAAUCCAGAGCAUAUCAGUCGAAGUUGCUUGCUAAUGCUUUUUGGUGGAACCCUCGCCUUUUUCAUGGUAUUAACAGAAUUCAUCCUUGUCUCGGUGACCAGUGCUGUCACCGUCACAAUAGCAGGUGUUGUCAAGGAGGCUCUAACUAUAUUGGUUGCAGUCAUUUACUUCCAUGAUGAAUUUACUACGUUAAAAGGAGUUGGACUCUUCACAAUUAUGCUUGGUGUCAGCUUAUUCAACUGGUACAAGUAUGAAAAACUAAAGAAGGGUCAGACAAGUGAUGAUGACAUUGAUGAAUCAGUAAUGAUGAAUAAUGCUGCAAAAUAUGUUAUUCUUGAAGAGACAGAUGAGCAAGAUGAUGGCACAUAAUAGCUUCAGGAAAGUUCAUAUUUGAGUCCACUUUUUGGUGAAGCAUACGGCAAGAAGCAUAUUUUGCCUAGUCAGAUAUUCAAAAUUUUGUGUUAAAAAGGCUUUACCUUUGCAGAGCUCUUGAUCACUAGUAGUUGAGAUUUUGCAGCUACUGCCCGUGAGUCAGAAGGACAAGCCACUUGAUAGGCUUUAGUAUAUACGGUGUUAUUUUUAGGAUGUGUACAUCUGGGUGUCAAAGUUCAUUUGUUCCAUUAUUUUGAGAAAGAGGAUGUAGACUGCAACUGCAAGCUACCCAGAAUUUUGAAUUCCAUCGUGCUAGAUGGAAUUGGGUUCAUUGCCCUUUGA
Messenger RNA from Fragaria vesca subsp. vesca, 2161 nucleotides. RefSeq names its product probable sugar phosphate/phosphate translocator At1g06470-like. Gene Ontology annotation, biological process: UDP-glucose transmembrane transport. Gene Ontology annotation, molecular function: antiporter activity. NCBI's taxonomy places the organism in Eukaryota, Viridiplantae, Streptophyta, Magnoliopsida, Rosales, Rosaceae. The transcript is spliced from 13 exons. The record is from RefSeq and is a predicted model, not a curated record. Gene Ontology annotation, cellular component: cis-Golgi network; Golgi apparatus; endoplasmic reticulum-Golgi intermediate compartment. Bases 320 to 1816 code for a protein of 498 amino acids.